CUGGGACAUUAUCUUCAUCUUCAUCGUCUUCUUCCUCCUCCGUCUUCCUUCUUCCUCGGUAACAGCAAGCAAUCGACCACUGAGGGUUUGGGCGAACGGCGAGGCCCCAUGACUACCGUAUCCUCUUCUUCCCCGAACCCUAACCCUUCCUUCCUCUCCCCUCACAUGUCUUCUCCUCCUCCCCCUUCUUCUCCACCCUCCUCUCCCCAAACCCUAAUCCCCCCUGAUCCUGUCUCCGACCCAGAACCCGACUCCGCCCCUCCCCUCUCCUCCCUCUCCCACCCAACCGCCGCUCCCCAGCCUCCUAAUCCCAAUCCCAACCCCCCCGUAGCCCCCGCCCGGGCUCCCAACCUCCUCCACCUCUCCUUCAACCAGGACCAUGGCUGCUUCGCUGCUGGCACCGACUCCGGCUUCCGGAUCUACAACUGCGAUCCCUUCCGCGAGAUCUUCCGUCGGGACUUCGAGGAGGGCGGGGUCGCGGUCGUCGAGAUGCUCUUCCGCUGCAACAUCGUCGCCCUAGUAGGUGGCGGCCCCCGCCCCCAGUACCCCCUCAACAAGGUCAUGAUCUGGGAUGACCACCAGUCCCGGUGCAUCGGCGAGCUAUCCUUCCGCUCAGAGGUCAAGUCGGUCAAGCUCAGGCGGGACCGAAUUGUUGUGGUCCUGCUCCAGAAGAUUCUAGUGUACAAUUUUGCGGACCUUAAACUGCUGCACCAGAUUGAAACCAUAUUGAACCCUAAGGGCCUCUGCGCUGUGUCUCAGAAUUCCGGGCAGAUGGUGCUGGUCUGCCCGGGGCUGCAGAAGGGGCAGGUGAGGGUCGAGCACUACGCCUCGAAGAGGACCAAGUUUAUCAUGGCCCACGAUUCGCGGAUCGCCUGCUUCGCCCUCUCGCAGGACGGGAGGUUCUUGGCCACCGCGAGCAGUAAGGGAACUCUUGUUCGGGUUUUCAACACCCUCGACGGGUCUUUGCUGCAAGAGGUAAGAAGAGGUGCUGAUCGAGCAGAAAUAUACAGCCUUGCUUUCUCUCCGACUGCCCAAUGGCUCGCGGUAUCAAGUGACAAAGGAACUGUCCAUGUUUUCAGCUUGAAAGUCGAUUCUGGAUCACUGGUCAGUGAGCGGUACAGUGCAUCCGAACCUCUCGGAUCUUCUUCGUCUUCGAUGAUCUCGUCUCUGUCUUUCAUGAAAGGUGUGCUGCCAAGAUAUUUCAGCUCGGAAUGGUCGGUGGCCCAGUUCAGGCUGCAUGAAAAUUUGCAGUAUCUUGUUGCUUUUGGGCAUCAGAAGAACACCAUUGUAAUUCUUGGGAUGGACGGAAGUUUCUACCGAUGCCAGUUUGACCCGGCGACCGGCGGAGAGAUGACUCAGCUGGAAUACUAUAAUUUCCUUAAACCUGAAGAAACAUUUUAAAAGGUACAAGGGUGGGGAACUCUGUAUAAUAUUAUCUUAAAUUCCAAGUAUUACAUAUGUGCUUGAAUCUCGAGGGAACUCAAUAAGCUCGAAAUGUACAUUUAGUGAGUGUAAAUGGUAUAUGAGCUUCCCUGUCUGACAUUCGGGUUCUGUAAAUAUUGGGUAGCGUCACAGAUGGCUAAUCUGAGAAAAUAUAAGGGAUUGGCCUUUUACUAGCAUACAUACCUCUGUCGUUUCUCCUUUC
Punica granatum (pomegranate) is the source of this 1645-nucleotide messenger RNA. NCBI's taxonomy places the organism in Eukaryota, Viridiplantae, Streptophyta, Magnoliopsida, Myrtales, Lythraceae. The record is from RefSeq and is a predicted model, not a curated record.